CGUGCCAGCCGGCUCUCCCUCUGCGUGUCCUGCGGUCCGGCUGUGGUUCGGCUGUGAGGCCAUGGAGCACAGCCACAUCUUCACCGUACUGUCCACCAACUCCAGCUCUUGGAGUCCUCGCGGUUGCCCUCUCGGACAGUUCCCCAUCAUCUACUACAGUUCCUUGCUGUGCCUCGGCCUGCCUGCAAACAUCCUCACGGUAAUCAUCCUUUCUCAGCUGGUGCUGCGGCGGCAGAAAUCUUCCUAUAACUACCUGUUGGCCCUGGCCGUAGCCGACAUCCUGGUCCUGCUGUUGAUCGUGUUCGUGGACUUCCUUUUGGAGGACUUCAUUCUCGGAGCGCCUCUGCCUCACUCACUCAACAAAGCCGUGCAGGUCCUGGAGUUCUCCUCCAUCCACACCUCCAUCUGGAUCACGGUGCCCCUGACCGUGGACCGCUACAUCGCCGUGUGCCAUCCGCUGCGCUACCACACCGUAUCCUACCCGGCCCGGACCCGCAAAGUGAUCUUGGCGGUGUACGCCGGCUGCCUGAUCUCCAGCAUCCCGUAUUACUGGUGGCCGGAGCUGUGGCACGGACUCCCGGGAGCGAGUAACGGUGGCCGGAGCAGCAGUGCAGGGCAGCACGUGUUGGUUUGGGUUCACUGCGCCACAGUUUACCUGCUCCCCUGCUCGGUUUUCUUCUCGCUCAACGCCAUCAUUGUACGCAAGCUCCGCUGCCGGCGUAGCUGCUUCCGUCUUCGAGGGUACUCAACCGGAAAGACCACGGCAAUCCUGCUGGCAAUCACCUCGGUGUUCGCCGUUCUGUGGGCGCCCCGCACGCUCAUGAUCCUUUACCAUCUUUACACGGCGCAGCCGGCGACGCCUGGCCCGGCCAGAUUGCUGCACUUGGUCACGGAUGUGGCAAACAUGCUCGCGCUGCUUAACACCGGGGUCAACUUCUUCCUGUAUUGUUUCAUCAGCAAGCGUUUCCGCAGGAUGGCCGGGACGGUGCUAAAGGCAUUAUUCCGAUGUAGAAAGCAGCCUCCACCUUUUUACGCCAGUCACAACUUCUCUAUCACCAGCAGCCCAUGGAUCUCACCGGCCAACUCGCACUGCAUCAAGAUGCUGGUCUACCAGUACGACAAGAACGGCAAACCAGUCUGCAUAUCCUCUUGAUCGCCAACUCAAGCGAUGCCUUGCCAAUAUAACCCUGGCUGCUGAGCCGGGCGAGCUUGGGGAAAGUCCUUCCGACUGGUGACAAGCAGAAGGCGUUGAUCGGUUUGUUAGGAAGUGCCUCAAUAAGAGAUCCAAUGUCAGGUUCUGAGACAUCUCGCGGCCAAAAUGAGGUUCUUUCUCUGGCAACAAAACACUUAGAAGUGGUCGUUUUUAACCGAU
This is a messenger RNA of Rhinichthys klamathensis goyatoka, 1372 nucleotides long. It is a transcript of the gene gpr139, whose product is annotated as G protein-coupled receptor 139. Bases 62 to 1153 code for a protein of 363 amino acids. Gene Ontology annotation, molecular function: neuropeptide receptor activity. Gene Ontology annotation, cellular component: membrane. NCBI's taxonomy places the organism in Eukaryota, Metazoa, Chordata, Actinopteri, Cypriniformes, Leuciscidae. The record is from RefSeq and is a predicted model, not a curated record. The transcript has 3 exons. Gene Ontology annotation, biological process: G protein-coupled receptor signaling pathway.